AUGGAGGCAAGAAUAGAGACCAUAGAGGAAACCCUACAGAUGCUGGUUCAGCAUCUCACUGGAAGAGGGAAUCAACAAAGACAACCCCACCAUCCUAAUGAUGAUCAGGAAGAUAAAAUGAUACGGAUAGACAUUAAGGAUUUUGAUGGACAAUCCAGUAAUCCUGAGGAGUAUUUGGAAUGGGAAGCGAGUAUGGAAAGAUACUUUGAGUACAGAGGAACUACACCUGAAGGACAAUACAAAGUGGCCAAGAUGAAACUCACCAAACUUGCUGCUAUGUGGCUGGAAGGGAUACAGAGGCAGAGGGUGAGGGAACAGAGAGAAAGAAUUGAUACUUGGGAUAAGCUAAAAAAGCACUUGAAUAGGAAGUAUGUCCCCAUCAAUUUCAAGCAUCAAAUGUAUAUUAAAUGGAGCACUCUUAGUCAAAAGGGUAGGAGUGUGAUUGAGUAUAUACGUGAAUGGGAGAAACUGGUAGUGAUGUGUGACAUAGAGGAUGCAGAGGACUUGAAGCUGACUAAAUUCCUGUCUGGCUUGAGGGAAGAUAUCAGGGAUCAACUCAUGACCAUGCCUACACUAGACCUGCAAACAGCCUUUAACCUAGCCCCAAUUUAUGAACAAAACUACAACAAAAGAAGGAUGACAGGGAACAACUACAACAAAUCUCCUAAAGCAUACCCACCCAGACAAUCUAGACCUGUAUCACCCAAGGCACAGAGGAAAACAGAGCAAAACCCUAAUUCACCUGACAGAAUACCUAUACCCUUGAACAAGGUGGUUUGUUUUAAAUGCCAUGGCCAUGGACAUUAUAAAAAGGACUGCCCAAACAUUAGAGUCUUCACUGUUCAAGAGUGGAAGGAAAUAAAGGAGGAUACCCAACCCAAGAUGAUGUUAGUGGUGAGAAAUGGUAGGGUGGAGGAAGAUUGGCCUCCAGUGGCUGAGCAUGAGCCAGAUGGAUCUUACAGAGUUGAUGAUUUUGGAAAAAUAGUGAGAUAUGAACACAGCAUUGAUGAAGAGGAACUUGAAGAAGGAAUAGAGAAGGUGUUGCCUGAGGAAGGAUAUUACAACUUGAUUAUAAGGAGAAGCCUGCAUACCACUUAUGUUGAGGAAGAAAGCAACCAGAGAGAAAAUAUAUUUCAAACAAACUGUAGGGUAAAAGACCAAGUUUGUGACGUGAUAGUUGAUGGAGGAAGCGAGUCAAACUGUGUUAGCUUGGCUUUGGUGACAGAUCUAAACCUAAAAACUAGACCCCAUGCACACCCAUACAAGUUGAAAUGGUUGGAUAACAAUGCCACUAGUUCAGUGAGUAAGCAAUGUCUGUUAGGGUUUAGUAUUGGGUCAUAUAAGGAUCAAGUGUUGUGUGACGUGCUAGAGAUGAAUGCCUGCCAUGUACUCUUGGGAAGACCAUGGCAAUAUGACAAGAGAAGCAUACACAAUGGUUGCACAAAUACCUACACCAUAAAGCAUGAAGGAAAGCUUAAGGAGUUAGUUCCCCUGCCUCCCCACAGAGCUGUUCCCCCUCCUGUGAGAGAACCUGUACAUUUGAUCAGUAGAAAGGUUUGUGAAAAGGAAAUAAAGAACAAGAAUGAGGUAUAUAUCUUGGUAACCAAAGAAGUGGAGCAAACUACAGAAAUACCUCCUGCAGUGAAACCCCUGUUACAGCAGUACAAGGAUGUAUUCUCUAAUGAACUGCCUGAUGGUUUACCUCCUAUAAGGGGAAUUGAACACCAGAUUGACCUUAUACCAGGAGCCCCUUUACCCAAUAAGCCAGCCUACAGAGCCAAUCCCACAAAAACUAAAGAGCUACAGAGACAAGUUGAGGAGUUACUACACAGAGGGUAUGUAAAGGAGAGCCUCAGUCCAUGUGCAGUGCCCACUCUGCUUGUACCAAAAAAAGAUGGGACUUGGAGGAUGUGCAUAGAUAGCAGAAGUGUUAACAACAUAACCAUCAAGUAUAGGUUUCCUAUACCUAGGAUAGAUGAUAUGUUAGAUGAGCUAUCAGGUGCCCACUGGUUCAACAAGGUAGAUUUAAGGAGUGGCUAUCAUCAGAUUAGAAUGAAAGAAGAGGACGAGUGGAAAACUGCUUUCAAGACAAAAUAUGGCUUGUAUGAAUGGCUUGUCAUGCCAUUUGGUCUAACAGGAGCCCCCAGCACCUUUAUGAGAUUGAUGAAUGAGGUGUUGAGACCUUUCUUGGGAAAGUUCAUAGUAGUCUAUCUUGAUGAUAUCUUAAUAUACAGCAGAGGAUUAGAGGAACAUCUUGGUCAUUUGCAGCAACUGUUUGAAACUUUAAGGAAGCAAAAACUAUAUGGAAAACUGGAGAAGUGA
Molecule: messenger RNA, 2322 nt
Organism: Amaranthus tricolor (Joseph's coat)
Lineage: Eukaryota; Viridiplantae; Streptophyta; Magnoliopsida; Caryophyllales; Amaranthaceae
Exons: 1
Coding region: 1-2322 (773 amino acids)
Molecular function (GO): zinc ion binding; nucleic acid binding
Source: RefSeq, a predicted model, not a curated record